CUGGACGCCGGUCCGUCCGUACUGCUGCUCUGUUGGCAGUCGGCCGUGCCGGAGAAAGCAAAGCGCUGGAUUCAAGUGUUUAAAACGGUCCUCUGCGGCUGUGAGACACUCAGCUCCUGCAGACUGCAGGGAUGGGCCGUGGUGUGUAUGGCUGACAGAAAGGGACGUGGACCGAUCACCUGACAAAGAUGCUGGCUCGCAACCGCUUCCUCCUCCUGGUGGUGGUGGGUGGGGCUGUGCUGGCCAUCAUCAGUCUGAGCCUCCAGUUUUUGAAUCUGAUGCCCACUACUCCCAUAGUGGAGGAGCGACCCUUCCAGGCUGCAGAUGGAGGUGCUGGGGUGGCUCUGGGGAAGAGCAGAAAGAGAGUGUUCCCUGUGCCUCACACCCAGGAGCCCAACCCCAUAUCUGAAGCUUACGGCUACUGCAACAUUCCCAACCACACCGAACAGGCCUGGGAGGGUCACAGCCCUGCUGACUACAAGCUGCUGUCCGUCCAGGUGAUGAUUCGCCAUGGCGACCGCUACCCGCUCUACUCCAUCCCCAAGACCAAACGGCCCGCCAUCGACUGCACCUUGUCCGUCAACAGAAACCCUUCCCACCCCCUGCUGAACUCUUUCAUCGGUCACAUGGGCCUCGGAGGACGUGGCCACUGGGAGACACCACUGAGCUCUGUUCCCCGUCUGCCCAACCACAGUGCCUGUGAGAUGGGAGAACUCACGCAGACAGGUGUGGUUCAGCACCUGCGCAACGGGCAACUCCUCCAUCAAACAUACAAGCGCCACAAUCUCAUUCCGUCCGACUGGUCACCCCGCCAAGUGUGGGUUGAGACCACAGGUAAGAGCCGCACUCUGCAGAGCGGACUGGCCUUCCUCUACGGUUUGCUCCCGGACUUUGAUUGGACCAAACUGACCGUGCGUCACCAGUGGAGCACGCUGUUCUGUGGCUCUGCAUGCGACUGCCCUGCCAGGAACAGAUACCUGGAGGAAGAGCAGAGAAGGCAGUAUCGGCUCAGAGUGAGUGAUACCGAACUUGAGAGGACUUAUGCCGAUAUGGCACGGACUUUGGGGCUGCCCACCCGCCAGCUCCGAGCAGCAAACCCUAUAGACUCCCUGCUGUGCCACCUGUGCCACGGCAUUUCUUUCCCAUGCACUACCGUGGGAGAUAGUGGCACCAAGGGAUGUCUGACAAUGGCACAGUUUGCUGUGAUUCGUCGACAGCAGCUCGAUGAUGAGGUGGAGCGGAGAAGAGUGGGGCUGUACCGUAAAUACGCUGUCCUGGCCAUGCACCCUUACCUCAACCGAACUGCCACCAAGAUGGAGAGGGUUGCCAAGGACAAUGAGGCUGGCCGACAGCCUCGUGCAGGGGGCGAGGAGGUUUUCACCCUCUCUUCAGCCCACGAUGUUACCAUGGCCCCAUUGCUGAGCGCCCUGGGACUAGAGGAGGCCCGCUUUCCACGUUUCGCAGCAAGAGUUGUCUUUGAACUGUGGAAGAGUCCCCCAGCGACGCAAGGACAGCCAAAGAAGAAAGCUGGCAAAGGUGUAAAAGCGAAAGACGGGGAACUGUUUAUCAGGGUGCUGUACAACGGCAACGAUGUGACAUUUCACACCACCUUCUGUCGCUCCCACAACCUCAGCGCCAGUCAGCCCCUCUGCCCUCUCAAGAACUUCCUGUCUUUUGUCAGGAGGGACAUGUUCAGUGUUGUCAAUGCCACUUCUUACCAGGAGGCCUGCUACAGGCGCCCUGGUUGACAGAUGGACAGAUGGAGAGGAGGGUGAAUGAGUGCAAAGUUGGCAGAUGGUUGUACUUUUCCUGUUUUUUUUCUUCUUCUUCUUCUUCGUUUGUUUUUGUUUGUUUUUAGUUAUUUUCCUUUUUUGAAGACUGCGCACAUUUAUGCUGCUCAUAAUAUCUUAGUUCCACAUAUUUUUAAAAAAUAGCCCUUGACUUUCCUGAGCACACAGUGCUGAGAAUUCUGUUUUUGAAUACUGUCUGUUUUCUCCAGCAUAUCUGUAAAAGAUGAGUAAUUCAAGAGAAGUUGUCUGGCACUUGGCCACUUUAUUCCUACAUUCCAAAAUACCAUGGACUUGUGACAUUCCAGUAUUCCCAAAUGCUUGCAAGAAAAGGGAAUAUUGAAGCUGUAUGAAUCCUUCCUGUAAAAUAUGUUGUGUAUAAUAAAUCUUUUCAAUGAAAAAUACACUUUGGGAUAGUUCGGCCCACAUUACUCAGUACUGAUGAGUACAGAUAACAUUUUGGGGUGUUUUAAUGUUUAUUCAUUGCAGUAGUCUACCUGUUUAAUGAUGGGGUUCUAUUCUUCUUUGACACUACUACUUUGUUUUUUAGUAAAAUAGUAAAUUUGACAGCGGUACUUUGAAAGUUUUUUUUUUCUUCUUACAUUAAUUUACAAGUACAGAACAUCUGUUUAUAUUAAUUGGUGAUAUAAAUGACAUUCCACUUAUUGUUUUUUGUAGGAAACUGAAUUUAAUAAACGGUUCAUUAUGCA
This is a messenger RNA of Larimichthys crocea (large yellow croaker), 2497 nucleotides long. It is a transcript of the gene pxylp1, whose product is annotated as 2-phosphoxylose phosphatase 1. Lineage: Eukaryota; Metazoa; Chordata; Actinopteri; Sciaenidae. Gene Ontology annotation, cellular component: Golgi apparatus. Bases 189 to 1748 code for a protein of 519 amino acids. The transcript is spliced from 6 exons. Gene Ontology annotation, molecular function: phosphatase activity. The record is from RefSeq and is a predicted model, not a curated record. Gene Ontology annotation, biological process: chondroitin sulfate proteoglycan biosynthetic process; glycosaminoglycan biosynthetic process; dephosphorylation.